Molecule: messenger RNA, 1936 nt
Organism: Carcharodon carcharias (great white shark)
Lineage: Eukaryota; Metazoa; Chordata; Chondrichthyes; Lamniformes; Lamnidae
Exons: 4
Coding region: 99-962 (287 amino acids)
Source: RefSeq, a predicted model, not a curated record
UGCUCGUGUCAAGAAGUUCGAAGCAAACGAAACUGCAACCAAUUAAUCUUCAGAAUUCCUGCAAAAAAUUCAGUUAAAAUACAAUUGCAAAUACUGCAAUGAGUGACAAACUGGAAGAGCCCCUGCAGAAGUAUUAUACGAAUUAUGUUAAAAAGGAGCCAGGCGAAGCAGAAAAGAAAAACACUUUACAGUCGAUACUGAAAAAGCUUCUUGAAUUUAUUCACAGUAAGGACGACUUGUUUGAGAAUUACUUUAUCCAGGUGGGGAGUAUUGCAGAUAAAACCAAAACAGAGGCUGUCGAUGAACUUGAUAUACUCGUUCCCUUGCGGAAAGAUAAACUUCGGGUUAUUCCAGAUGACAAGAAUUUGGAAAAUUUUUCAGUUGACGAGUGGGUUGAUGGAGGUUGGAGAUGUUUUUCUCAUGAUGAAACUAUCUCGGAAUUGUUUGGUCUGGUAACUGAAUACAAAGACGAGCAUUACAAGGAUGACCCUUUCUUUAAAGUUAGGAAAAGGAAGACUACGGCUGCAGCUUUGUGUCUGAUGAUCGACUGGAUAAAGAUUGAUUUGGUGCUGUGCAUUGAAAAUACCCUUCAAUUCUCUAGUGAGGAAUGGCCUUUUCCAAAAUGGCUGAAUGGCCAAUCCAAAUGGCUGAGCCAUCAACAACAAGAAAAAGUCAGACGCAUGGGGAUAGAUAUGACAUGUCAUGGGAUACAAUGGAGGCCUUCCUUCUCAAAGAUCGAUGCAUUUUUAUUUGGUGAAGUUGAUGGGAAAGGUGGCUAUCGAAAAAAAGCCUUCAAAAUCCUUAAAUCUCUCAAUGGCUACUAUUGGACAGUGGAUCAACUAUGUGAAGGCUAUCGAGGAAAGAGCCGGCCUUUUCUUGGGUCCUUCAUGAUGAAGAUUCCAUGCAUUCCAACACUAUGGAAUACAAUAAAUAAAAAGACAAACAAUGCAGACUUCAAUUAACGUGCAGCCAAGAAGAUACACUCAUUUUCAUCUCAAUCUCUCCCAAUGAUUGUUUCAAUCAGUUUAUUACUAUAAACAGUGACCUUCUCAAGGGCAAUUAGGGAUGGGCGAAUCUGAAGAGCAGGACAACACAACAAUAACUAGAUGGGAGAUCUGCUCCCUGGCCUAAGUGUUAAAUAACACUGCAUUAGUAUCCUUGAGAGACUGUUAACAAAAGAAUGUAACCCAGCUAAUUGCAAACAUGAAAGUACAUAACCAGAAAGUUUGAAUACAAAGAAUUCAGAUAAAUAGCUAUACUUUUUACGUAUAGGAUCAUUUGAAUUGUUUUGUCUUUUAAAACAAUUAUUGCGAUAGAUAAGGAAGUUUCUGCUUUAUUUCAUGUAAUUUCAAAAUCACUAAAGGUAAAAUGGAAUCCAUCUUCCCUCACCAAAUUUCAAAAUGGAGGACAUGUUUUCCACAGGAACAAGACAAGGUUUAUUGAUUUGGUAAUUAGUAAUGAUAAAGAUUCUAGGUCCAUAUUAAAUUUUGCAUUGUCAAAAGUUUAACAGUUAGAUGGGACUUGGAUGGUGCACAGCAAAUUGUUAACUAUGAUUCCAUGCAACAAUCCCAAUGCAGUUUGCCAUUUGACAUUUGAUAAUCAUGACCACUGUCUUCAGAAAACUUUGGGACAAUUAAGAAUUGCAGGAUUCUCCUUUAGUUUUCUAGCAGGAAAUUGGGGCUGAGAUUCAAAGCCCCUCCACUUACACAGAGGUAAAAAAAAGACCACGGAAACUUUCCUCAUCUGUAUGCAGCUUCACUUCUUGUAGAUCUUCCAAGUGACAAACCUGUGUUUCAUCCAAAAUUCCUGUUGCCUUUCAACCUUAUAUGAAGCAGAAUUGUAUUUUAAAAUGGGUAUUUUAAUCCCUUUGAACGGAUUCUAUUUUUAUUGUGCUGUUUUAUCAAUUAGCUGUAUCUUUCUGCUUCUGUACUAUUUA